UUAAAAUAUACCGUCAUCGUUGAUCCGUCACCCAGUGUUUUCGAAAUACCAGAGAUCUGCAUUUAUUAACUAAAUAUUGAUAUAAAAUCAUAAUUCUUACAAAGGUAAAGUUAUCAACUGUCCAUUGAUUUGUGUUUCUUUAUUUUUGUUUAUCAAGGCAGAUUAUGACAAUAGUUCAGCAGUAACUAGGUUAAAAGCUAAAGAACACUGCUACAAACUAUGCCGGCUGUCUUAGGAGGUGGAAUAGGUGGCUUAUCAGCUGCUUACUACUUAACCCGUCGCUACGUUAACCCAGUGACGGUUUAUGAAUCAUCUAAUCGUCUUGGAGGUUGGAUUCGUUCCGAGAAUCAUUACGAUGAAAACUUCAUCUUCGAGGCAGGUCCUCGAACCAUUCGCACAAAAGGGCCAGCUGCUUCGAAUACUCUGGAGCUUAUGGAAGAGCUGAAUCUUAACAGGGAAAUCUAUCCCAUUUGUGACUCUCAUCCAGCAGCUAGAAAUCGAAUGGUUUAUGCAAAAGGUCAACUCUGCAUGCUUCCAAACAGCUUAAUGGGGGCCUUCAAAACCCUGCCUCCAUUUACGAAACCGCUCAUAUCGGCUCUGUUUCACGAUCUAAGAGCUGGCAGCAAGAUACAAAAAAACAACGAUGAGUCGAUGUAUGACUUUGUUCAUCGGAGAUUUGGCAAGGAAAUCGCUGAUUAUGCAAUCAGUCCUAUGAUUUGUGGUAUUUGUGCUGGAAAUGCCAAGGAAAUCAGCGUGAGGUUCCUUAUGAAUGACCUUUUUGAUUGGGAACAAAAAUAUGGCGGAGUUAUUAAAGGACUCCUCUUUCGCGACAAAAAGAAGGCAAACAAAAAGCAAGAAUCAGGAGUGUUGCCUAAACUUGCAAAAGAUCAAAAUUGGAGCAUUUAUUCGAUAAAAGGUGGACUCGAGAUGUUACCAAUAACUCUAGGCGGGUACCUUACGAAUUAUUCCGAGAUCAAAUUGAACUCCAAGUGUCAGAAUGUAUCAUUUCAUAAAGAUAAUACUGCGGAAGUGCGCAUAAAUGGAACAAACAUUCCCACUGACCAUGUAGUGAGUUCAUUGCCAGCAUUCAAGCUGGCGAAAGCAGUGGAACUGCAACAUCCAGACUUGGCUGACCGACUGAAUAAAAUACAGUACGUGGACGUGGCAGUUGUUAACCUGCAGUAUAGGUCGCCUGAUUUGUUGGAACAAGAAGCUUUUGGGUUUCUAGUUCCUCCAAUCGAGAAUCUACCAAUUCUGGGGGUGAUAUUCGACAGUUGCUGUUUUAAUAUGCGGGGCAAUACAGUUCUCACAUGCAUGAUGGGUGGACAUUGGUUUGAGAAGCUAUUUGGAAAAAAUCCCACCGAGAAGGACAUUCUUGAUGUGGCAUUGAAGAACGUCCGUGAUAUCCUUGGCAUCGAGAUGCAGCCGAAGACAUCGAGGGUGCACAUAUUGCGCAAGUGUAUUCCUCAAUACACUGUCGGCCAUAAGGCACGAGUGGAUGGAAUUCGAGACUACGUAAAGAAACAUAAGCUGCCAUUGACUCUUUGUGGAUCGGCAUUUGAUGGGGUGGGUGUUAAUGAUGUAAUUUUAUCGUCAAGGAUUCAAGUCGAUCAGAUUGUUGGUAGUAAAUAAAAAGAAUUCUAAUUUUA
Messenger RNA from Eupeodes corollae, 1649 nucleotides. RefSeq names its product protoporphyrinogen oxidase (gene Ppox). The coding region runs from base 220 to 1632 and encodes 470 amino acids. Gene Ontology annotation, cellular component: mitochondrial inner membrane. NCBI's taxonomy places the organism in Eukaryota, Metazoa, Arthropoda, Insecta, Diptera, Syrphidae. Gene Ontology annotation, biological process: heme biosynthetic process. The transcript has 2 exons. Gene Ontology annotation, molecular function: protoporphyrinogen oxidase activity, oxygen as acceptor. The record is from RefSeq and is a predicted model, not a curated record.